Kogia breviceps (pygmy sperm whale) is the source of this 2063-nucleotide messenger RNA. RefSeq names its product non-SMC condensin II complex subunit H2 (gene NCAPH2). Gene Ontology annotation, biological process: mitotic sister chromatid separation; meiotic chromosome condensation. Gene Ontology annotation, molecular function: chromatin binding. Gene Ontology annotation, cellular component: condensin complex; nucleus. NCBI's taxonomy places the organism in Eukaryota, Metazoa, Chordata, Mammalia, Artiodactyla, Physeteridae. The record is from RefSeq and is a predicted model, not a curated record.
GCGGGAACAGUAAAAUGGCGCCAGAACUAGUGGCGGGCUGAGCACACUGGGCCACUUGAAGCCGGCCCUGCGGUCCCCGGGCCGACCCGGCCCCUCCCAGACAUGGAGGACGUGGAGGCGCGCUUCGCUCACCUCCUGCAGCCCAUCCGCGACCUCACCAAGAACUGGGAGGUGGAUGUGGCGGCCCAGCUGGGCGAAUAUCUUGAGGAGCUGGACCAGAUCUGCAUUUCUUUUGACGAAGGCAAAACCACAAUGAACUUCAUUGAGGCAGCACUGCUGAUCCAGGGCUCCGCUUGUGUCUACAGUAAGAAGGUGGAAUAUCUCUACUCGCUGGUCUACCAGGCUCUUGAUUUCAUCUCUGGCAAGAAGCGGGCCAGGCAGCUCUCAUGUGAGCGGGAAGACGGUCCCGUGGGGGACGCCAGCCCCAGGGCCCCCCAGGAGGCGGAGUGUGAGUUCCUGCCGUUGGAUGACCUCUCUGAUGCCCAGGCCAACGUGGAUCUGAGGAGCGACCAGGCCCCCAGCGAGACCCUCAUCGUCCCCCUCCUGCCCAUGGCCCUGGUAGCCCCUGAUGAGAUGGAGAAGAAUGGUAACCCCCUGUACAGCUGCCAAGGGGAGGUCCUGGCCAGCCGGAAAGAUUUUAGGAUGAAUACGUGCACCCCCCACCCCAGAGGAGCCUUCAUGUUGGAGCCGGUGGGCGUGUCCCCCACGGGGACACUUCUGCCUUGGAACCAGAAGGAGGCUGGGAGGGCUGAGGAGCGGCCAGUGGAAGUCUCUGUGUGCAGGCAUCCAGUCCCGGUACCCAGCACCUCCCAGGGGCCAGGCACCACUCCAGAAGGCCCAGUGCCCGGAGGUGGGGGUGAGGAAGAGGAUACAGAGGGGGCAGCAGAGCCCCCCGAGGCCUCAGCCCCUGAGGUCCCGAUGGAGCCGCAGGAGCCCAGAAGCCCCGAGCAGAGUGAGGCCCAGCCCAGGAGGUGUGCACCACGGGAGCCUGCGUCCCGGCUGAAGGAGACCCCAGACCCCUGGCAGGGCCUGGACCCCUUCGACUCCCUGGACUCUAAGCCCUUCAGGAAAGGUCGGCCCUACUCUGUGCCCCCCUGUGUGGAGGAGGCUGCAGGACAGAAGCGUAAGAGGAAGGCUGCUGUCAAGCUGCAGGACUUCCACCAGUGGUACCUGGCUGCCUAUGCUGACCACGCUGACAGCAGGAGGCCCCGGCGAAAGGGCCCUUCCUUUGCAGACAUGGAGGUCCUGUACUGGAAGCACGUGAGGGAGCAGCUGGAGACCCUCCGGAAGCUGCAGAGGAGGGAGGCGGCUGAGCGGUGGCUGCCGAGGGCUCAGGAGGAACCGUGGCCUGCGGAGGAGGACCGGCUGGAGGACUCCCUGGAGGACCUGGGAGCGGCAGCAGGUGACUUUUUGGAGCCGGAGGAGUACGCAGAGCCUGAGGGGGCCGAGCCUGGGGAAGACGCAGACCUGGAAGCGGAAGCCGUGCCGGCGUCCCCAAGCUACGAGGAGCUGGUCCGAAGGAACGUGGAGCUCUUCAUCGCCACCUCGCAGAAAUUCGUCCAGGAGACAGAGCUGAGCCAGCGCAUCAGGGACUGGGAGGACGUCAUCCAGCCCCUGCUCCGGGAGCAGGAACAGCACGUGCCCUUUGACAUCCAUGCUUACGGGGACCAGGUAGUCUCAAGGUUCAGCCAGCUCAACCAGUGGUGUCCCUUCGCGGAGUUGGUGGCGGGCCAGCCUGCCUUUGAGGUGUGUCGUUCCAUGCUGGCCUCCCUGCAGCUGGCUAACGACUACACAGUGGAGAUCGCCCAGCAGCCCGGGCUAGAGGCGGCAGUGGGUACCGUGUCCCUGAGACUGCUCACGUACCAGCGGGCCCACAAGCGCUUCCAGACCUAUGCUGCCCCCUCCAUGGCCCAGCCCUGAGCGGGGAGCACUGAGACCGGGGUUGGGCCCUGGAGGCCUGUGUCCCCCGUGGGUGCUGGGCACACACCUGCUCAGUCCACUUUGCUUCCCGGCUCGCCCAGCCCAAUAAAGUGUUGCCGGCCCGCCAAUGCCUUUAUAGAAAA